Molecule: messenger RNA, 519 nt
Organism: Echinostoma caproni
Lineage: Eukaryota; Metazoa; Platyhelminthes; Trematoda; Plagiorchiida; Echinostomatidae
Source: the annotation of a GenBank genome assembly
AUGCCCAUUGGGGUCGCUCAAUAUCUGGUUAAGCUAGAGGAAGCCCGUAAAUUAGCUACCGAAUUAGCUGAAGUGCGACAUCUGUACGAAGUGACUAGUGCCGAUCUGGAUCAGCUGAACGCUGCGUAUCAGAGUUCGGAGAUGCAGAGAAAAGAAGCCGAAGUUCGGUCGCGCAGGCUGGAAUCAGAGUUGAAUGAUCUGCGAGAUGAAGUGGCACAUGAGCGUGAAUCACGCGCUCACUGGGAACGUGCCGCACAGAAUGCCGAUCGAUUACAUGAACGGCUCAAUCGUGCACGCGAGGAGCUGAAAUCUCUAUCAUUUGUGCAGGCCGAAAACCGAGAACUGCAUCGUGAGCUGUCAGAAUUACGUCCGAAGGUAAAACGAUUUGAAGAACUGUGGCCUCUAUUGAACCGUUUACAACUGGUCGAGCGACAGGCAAGUAGAUGGAAAGAAAGUUUGUCUAUCGCGGAAGAAAAAGUAUGUCAGUUAUUCACAUUUCAUUUGCCAUUAAAUUUGUGA